AUCGAGUUACUUCUAUUGUGAACUUCCCGUAUCGUUUAGGUAUUCUUUGUAAUACGCAUCAGUGACUCAUUCGCAAUCAUAACAAACAAAACGAUCUUAACAAACGGUAUCGUCCCAGUAAGCACAGCUUUCUUUAAAACAUCAUGGCAGAACGCGAGCCUAUUAGUGGCUCUAGCCGAGAUUACGGCGCCAUCGCCACGCCUCCCACUGUUGGAUUUGCUGACUUCAGUCCCACAGAGCUGUACAAUCUCAGCGAAGGCAUUGCUGAUAAUGUCAACAGCAUCAACACCGGUCUGCGGUCUCUGGAGAAGAUGAUGAAGCAAAUUGGAGGGCCUAAUGAUAAUCUACAACUUAGGGAUAAAAUUCACGACACUCAGCAGACAGUGAACGGGUCAGUGUCAGCGACGGCGCGCGACAUCCAGCGGCUCGGGGUGGUGGCGCGGCGCGGAGACAAACCGCAAAAGUUACAAGUCGAGAGGCUCACGCAGGCCUUCAAGGAUGCACUUGCCAAGUACUCUUCAGUACAGAAGCAAGUGUCAGAGAAGAUGGCGGCCCACAUGCCGAAGCAAGCUCGUAACCGCAACGAUCCGUCCUUGCUUGAGCGCCAAGCCAUCGCCGACGACGAGGAGUCAGCGUUAUUGGAUAACCAGCAAGCACAGGCGCGUCUUGUCCAGUUCGAGACGAACAUGUUGUUAGAAAGAGAGCAGUAUAUACAUAAGAUAGAGGCCGACGUGCUAGACGUCAAUCAGAUCAUGCAAGACUUGGCCAGUCUAGUCCAUCAACAGGGACAAACCGUAGACACGCUCGAAGGUCACAUAGAAGACGCCAGCGCCAACGUCGAGUCAGGCGUUGACCAACUAGCCAAGGCUGAACAGCACCAACGCAGCUACAGGAAGAAGAUGUUCAUCCUCAUCAUCAUCGGCAGCAUCGUUGCCAUCAUAUUCAUCGUCUGGGUCAUCAAGGCCUUUAGAUAAAGUGACCAGUCUACGAUUUUGUUCUUUGGAGGUUUGUUAUACACUCUGGCAUAGUGGUCGUGUAAAUGGAAACAGGUGAAUCACGCCUAAAAACGUAGGCGCGUUGUGUUGACUACCCAGAAAUAUAAUUUCACGUCGUUUUCGACUGAUAAGUUGGAUGUGUUUCAGAUAAAGGAAACAAGUAAAUCUCGUCAUUAUGGUAAGCGACAAAGUUGGACCUUUGAUUAGACUUCGACAUACAUAUGAAGGGAUUGUGGUAGUUGUCACAGCGAGUAGCUACAUUUCCUUUUUCCAAGAAAGUCAUUGCCCCAUUGUAAAUUCAUAUAUCUGUUAGUUUAAGUAUUGCCUACGAAAAACUAAUUAUGAUAGCGUAAGAUUGAUUUUUUGUUGUGAUAAUGUUUAGUGCCAAGUACGAACUGCAUGUUUGAUUACUUGCAGCUGAUAUGUUACAUCUUGAACUAGAGCUUGUAAAAGAAUGACAGAAAUACAGAAUACGCUGAGAAGAAUGUUUCACUCAAGGGCCCAUUUAGACGGUACGAGAACUCGCAUACGAGUUUUAUUACAAUGUGUUUGAUGGCUGUGCAAAAUUGUAUGUAACUUCAACAGCCCGCAAUGUAACUAUAAUCACAAGCGAGUUCGCACGCGCCGUCUAAAUCAGACCUAAUGCAUUCAAGCAGUAUGUGUAAGACGCAACACUUGAAAAUAACGUUUUGAAUAUCAUUGGUUAUCUUAUAUCUGUGUAAUUAACCUCACAAUGUGAAGGUAAUAUCAUUCAUGUAAUCUACUUCAAAAACUGUGAUUUAUAAAUACUUAUAGUCCAUUGUCUUAUUUAUUUCAUCUUUAUGUAAUGCGUUAAAAAGUGCAUGUCUUUUUAUAACUGUAUACUUUAUUCUUUACUGAAUGUGCACGUGUUAAUUACAUAUAUUAUGUUUUUAUUUCUAGUACAUAUUGUAUGUAUGUAUGUAUAAGCUUUAUUGUACAUAAAGGAAACAAAAGAGACACAGUUACAGAGUCAGUAUUGUGCUACUUAGUAUUCCGCAAUGCGUAUAUUCUUUAAUGGGUCAUAUAUAAUGUACCUACUGUAUAUACUGUUUAAGAUAGACGUGCGAAUAGGAAAUUCGUCACUCGUUCUGAACUCCCUCUUUUCCGCACUUGAAUGGUAAAAACUAUUAUAAUCCAUAGAAUUGAACUUUUCGAGUGUGAUCCUGUUACGCCAAUUGACCACUGAAUUUAAUACUACCUAAGUGGUUAGGUAUCAGAAAGAAGUCUACAUCUGAAUGAUAUCAGUUUUUGACUUAUAUCUCUUUACUAACAGGUACUUCCAAUUGCAAACGUUAUUUUAGUUAGUCAUAUAACUGUAUGCAUGACACUAUGUCACUGGAUUAAAAUGUUAAGUUUUUUUACAAUUUAUGAGUAUUAUCAGCUUAUGUAAUGAACUACAAUAUUGUGUAUUUAUAUAGCUGUGUAUAAGGCCUGAAUUAAUGUAGAAUUUUAUUGUAUAGAAAACAGAAGACUAUGUGAAGAAUGACUUUGCGAUUUCCCAUAGUUUUCCGCUGUCUAUGAUAGGUAAUGUAAUAAUGUUAUGUUAUAUUUAUCUAUUUUAGUUAGGAAUUCAUAGUCGAUAUAAUAAAUUAUAACUUUAUUAAAUUUUCAAUUUGA
Molecule: messenger RNA, 2633 nt
Organism: Leguminivora glycinivorella
Lineage: Eukaryota; Metazoa; Arthropoda; Insecta; Lepidoptera; Tortricidae
Gene: Syx13
Product: syntaxin-12
Exons: 6
Coding region: 144-974 (276 amino acids)
Biological process (GO): intracellular protein transport; vesicle-mediated transport; vesicle fusion
Cellular component (GO): membrane; SNARE complex; endomembrane system
Molecular function (GO): SNAP receptor activity; SNARE binding
Source: RefSeq, a predicted model, not a curated record